GAAAUAAAAAAUAUUAUGCUUGUACGUGUGUGUAUGAGUACGAGAAUUUCUCUCUCCUCUUUUGUGAGAGAGAGUGAGAAAGAGAGAGAAGCGGAGAGGGUGGGGGGAAAAGGAAUCAUGGAAGAGGGUCUUUCUCUUCAAGAUUUUUUAUCCCGUCGUCUACGGGGAAGGAAAUCAAAAAGUGGCAACACAUCUUUUUAAUGUUGUUUAUGCUUUUUUAUCUUUUGUUUUUUGUGUUGAUUAAUGAUUAUUAUUUUUUAUUUGCUGCUUUGUGUGUGUUUUGACUCGAGAGGAAGAGACCUUGUUUUAGUGUCAUUUUCUUAGACAUACUCUCGAGGAAGAACGGCAAACCCAAUUCCCCCUUCUUCUUUUCAUGCCUUUCUGGAAUUCUCUUGUUCCAUUAUUUCAUCUCUCUAGAAUAUGUCGACUUUUCUUUACUUCGUCUCUCCUGAGUUUUCUUCUUUAGCUUUUGAAGCAUACAUGAAGUAGUAGUCUUUUCAUAGCUUUACAAUCUUUGAGGGACUUUAAUCCCUCAAGCUAAUUUCCCAGAAUCAAGAAAAAUUUCGGUUUAAUAGUCUUUACUUCCUUUUUAUCUCCCUGUUUAUUCUCUCUUACUACUUUUUCUUGAUAUCAGAUUGGAUAUGGUGAGAAGAUAAAAGAGAUUGCACUCUCCCUUUACUCAAUAUCUCCUAGAUUUCUCAAAUUUAACCUUUAUAGCACACCAAGUUGUUCCAAACUUUACAAUCUCGAAACAAAUUUUAGUCUGUAUUGCAAAUCUCCCACAACAAAUUUGGAGUUUCUUUUUCUAUCUCCUAUUUCCCUUUUUCCAUGUCACUUCGGAUUUUAAAUUAUCUAGAAAAAGAAAAGUAUUUGAUUUCAAGAAAAUCUAGCAAGGAAAAUGCCCUUGGAAGGGAUUUUUGUUGAACCCUCUUCAAAUCCAGUCCCUGAUCUUUCUCUACACAUUAGUCCUCCCAACAGUUCCUCAUCGGCAAUCUGCAAUGGCGUUAGUGAAGUUGCAGCAAAAUUCGAUCUUUCUACAAGGCGUGAAGAAAACGCAUCCAAGAAUUGUGAUGCCUUCAUUGAGCUGUCCUUAGCUCACCCUGCAACUGCCGUCAACGGAGAGACCCAGUUUCGACGAAAUUUCUACUUUGGAGGUCUAGAAGAACAACCACAAAACCCUUAUCACCAUAUCUACCAAUCUAAUAGCCAGAUAAAUCACAUAAACCAUGGGGUUUCAGUGCUGGAAGUAUCGGAUGGUUUGAGGCCUAUAAAGGGUAUUCCGGUUUAUCCCAACCGUCCAUUCCCGUUCUUGCCUCUGGACCAUGCCAGCAGAGAGAAGGAUCCAAAGAUGUGCUUCCAUCAAAUGACUUGUCCCUCUUGGUCAUCCACUAUAGCAUCGUCUUCUUCUUGUACGUCUUUAUGUUCUCCUUCUGUUUCGCACUCAGCUUCACCUUAUUUUGGUGGUAGUUUGGAUCAUAUAUCGAUUUUGAACUCGGGGCCUAACGCUUCGUCCUCAGCUUACCGAAUACCCACCGGUGGUGGCCCAAGGUUUAAUGGGAUGUCUUCCUCUUAUCAAUUUCAUCGUCACCAUAAUCAACAGUAUGGAGUAGGGCCUUCUGAGGCUUCUCAUGGAAUGAUGAGAUCAAGAUUUCUUCCCAAACUCCCGACAAAACGAAGCAUGAGGGCACCCAGAAUGCGAUGGACUAGCACCCUUCAUGCGCGUUUUGUUCACGCAGUUGAGCUUCUUGGUGGCCAUGAAAGAGCUACUCCCAAGUCAGUUCUUGAGCUUAUGGAUGUCAAAGAUCUCACUCUAGCUCAUGUCAAAAGCCAUUUACAGAUGUAUCGAACUGUUAAAACCACUGACAAGCCUGCAGCUUCUUCAGGCCAUUCGGAUGGAUCCGGUGAAGAUGAUCUCUCCACAAUAGGCAGUGCCGGAGCCAGUGAACGGGCCAGAUUGCAUCGACUCAUUGAUCAAAGAGGUUCAUCCGAUGGAUCUUUGCAACAAGAAUCUGAUUAUCCUUCCAAUGCGAGCACAUUAUGGAGCAACUCCUCAAGAGGUCCUCUUGUGAGUUAAGCAAUUGGAAAGUCACAUUUUGUUGAAACCACCUCUAUCUCUACUACUCUAAAGGAGCUCAACCGGUUUCAUCAAACUCUCACAAAACAAACCAUCGAAGUAUAAUCAAUACCAACUCCACCAUUCAGCGAUAUUUCAUUAGAAACCAUCACUCGUUUCUUGAAUUUUGUUUCUUUCUAUGUGCAUGUUUCAUCUGUCACGCUUUUAUAGAAAUAGAUGGAAACGAAAGAAUUACACCUCUACAGUUUUAACCACCUAUAGCUUAGCUUGAAAUCCAUUCAACUUGCAUUUAUGAAUAUAAUUAGCGUGACAUUGUGCAAGGUUCAUCUGCAUUGCUUUUACAUUUAACUUGUUUCUCUUUGUGAAUUGUUCGCUUUUAUGUAAAUAAACAUGUUUAAUCUUUGUAAAUUCCAUGGUUAUUUUAAAUCACAAUGCUUAAUUUUUCUUAGCCGAGAUGAAAACUUGUUUCUCUUUGUGAAUUGUUCGCUUUUAUGUAAAUAAACAUGUUUAAUCUUUGUAAAUUCCAUGGUUAUUUUAAAUCACAAUACUUAAUUUUUCUUAGCUGAGAUGAAAACAGUGUAUUUGAAAAUUAACAAUGUUACUAAAAUAUUAAAUUUGUUGUACAUUUGAAAACCUAAAAGAAGCUUUACACACCAUAAGUCUUUAAUGAAUAAUUAUGGAGGCGGAUUAAUGGUCUUUUUUUCCCUUUUUUUAGUGUAAGUCUGUUCAAUGGCCAAAAAUAAUCUUCUCUACUAAUCAUUUCUUCAUUUUAUUGCCCUAAUUACUGCAGAAUAUGAUUCAUAACAAGUGAUUCAAGGGCUUAAAUUGUCAGAUAGUCUUUCUCUCAAUUUUAUUUUCAGAUAUUUUAGAACUGUUUGAGAAGUUGAGUGUUGCAAGUGUCACCAUAUUUUUAGAGAUAAGAAUAAGGUGGCCCACAAUAUUGCUUCUUUUGUAGUUUUUUCCCGCUGAGUUUUAUUGGACAGACUGUGUUACCCUUUUUAUAUCGUCUUUUAUGUUUGUGAUGAUUUGAUUGAAUGAAAUGGCAACAGAAUGUGUUUUGAAAAUACUGUGCUGCUAACAUUAUUUUUCUCUACCCUAAGUUAAUUCAUAAUUAUACAUUACAGCCAGCAGUCUUUUUGUUGAAAUAUACUUGGUUGGAACUAGUUAUUUUUGAAUCCAUGUAACUCCAUUGGACCUUAAACAUAUAUUUAUUAGCCGUUGGAAUAUUUCAAAUUCCAUUUUUUAGGUACAUAUGCAUAUAUAUCAAAUGCUUAUGCCGUGCAAAUUAAUAAAAGUAAUUUUCUUUUAGAAAAAAAAAAAACUAGCCUUAGCAGUAGAGCAUAUUUUUAAGGUAUUGAAACCUAAGAAAAUAUGUUGUUUGUGUAGCAUCUCAACUAACAAAUUUCAUUA
Molecule: messenger RNA, 3484 nt
Organism: Olea europaea var. sylvestris
Lineage: Eukaryota; Viridiplantae; Streptophyta; Magnoliopsida; Lamiales; Oleaceae
Product: transcription repressor KAN1-like
Exons: 5
Coding region: 899-2074 (391 amino acids)
Biological process (GO): regulation of DNA-templated transcription; abaxial cell fate specification
Cellular component (GO): nucleus
Molecular function (GO): transcription cis-regulatory region binding
Source: RefSeq, a predicted model, not a curated record